AAAAGCUUGGGAGAGAGAGGGAGCAAGAGAAGAGAAGAAGGAGAGAAAGAAAACACUCUUCUCUUCGCCGGAACCCUUCCUUCUGCAAAUCGCCGACGAGUCUUCGCCGUUCUUCGUUCUCUCUCUCUCGCUCUCUCUGUUUGUGUUGGUUUUCGGUGUUUGGAUCGAAUUGAAGUCCCAGUUUGGUUUCGAGCGAGCUUGGUUCUUGAUUUCAGAGCUGCAAAAUCUCGCGGUUUAUUUGCUUUGGAUCUGAAAAUUCUGUGAAUUCGAGCUUGUUUGCUUUUGAAUUAAAUUAUUCAGUGAUUGUUAGGUGUAAUCGGUGGUUGAAGUGAGGUUUUGUUUUGUGGGGUGUGAUGGGGGAAGGUGAAGGAGGAGGUGAUUGCCCUCCGAAUAAUGCAUCGUUAGAGGGGGUGCUUCUGCCGUCGAAGAAGCUUGCCAGACAGCUCGAUUUUACCGCCUUUGGUGGGGUGCCGCCGGAACCACCACAGCCGCCGCCGACACUGCCUCUUCUUCCUUCAGUCAGGCCUGUGAAACCAGAAUCUCCAAAAUCAAAAUCAAGAACCAACUUUGAAAUUAAAGACACUACUACUCCGAAGAAGCAAAAGCAGUGCAAUUGUAAACAUUCUAAAUGCUUAAAGCUAUAUUGUGAAUGUUUUGCUUCUGGAAUAUAUUGUGACGGUUGCAAUUGUGUAAAUUGUUAUAACAAUGUUGAUAAUGAAGCGGCUAGACGAGAAGCUGUUGAAGCUACUUUAGAACGCAAUCCAAAUGCAUUUAGGCCAAAAAUUGCAAGCAGCCCUCAUGGAACACGUGAUAUCAGGGAGGAGGCCGGGGAAAUUUUAAUAUUGGGAAAGCACAACAAAGGGUGCCAUUGUAAAAAAUCUGGGUGCCUCAAAAAGUACUGCGAGUGCUUCCAAGCCAAUAUUCUUUGUUCUGAAAAUUGUAAAUGCAUGGAUUGCAAAAACUUUGAGGGCAGUGAAGAGAGACAGGCUUUGUUCAUUGGAGAUCAAAAUAACAACAUAGCGCAUAUUCAGCAGGCAGCAGCAGCCAAUGCUGCCAUUACUGGAGCUAUUGGUUCCUCUGGUUUUUCAUCGCCACCAGUAUCGAGAAAGAGAAAAAGUUCAGAACUCUUCUUUGGGCCUACCAUGAAGGAUCCAUCCGUUGGCAGACUGGGACAACAGGCAAACCAUGUCAGAGCUCAUGCACCCUCCUCAUCCAUGUCUCCUAUCCCAGGUGCUCGUGUUGGACCUACAAGUGGUCCUUCAAAAUUUAUGUACAGGUCCCUUUUAGCAGACAUCAUUCAACCACAACACCUGAAGGAGCUUUGCUCAGUUCUGGUGCUAGUAUCUGGACAAGCUGCUAAGACACUUACAGACCAGAAAAAUUUGAUGGAUAAGCAUGCAGAAGAUCAGACAGAAACUUCUCUUGCUUCUUCCACUCAAGAGCAAUUACCAAGCCAAAAGGACGUUGAUGUUGAGAAAGCUAUGGCUGAUGAUCGCUCAAGUGCAAACCAAGCAGAUAAAAUCAGCCCUGGUAAUUCCAGUUCAGAGGAAGCUGAUGUUCCAAAAGGGAGACCAAUGUCUCCUGGAACUUUAGCAUUGAUGUGCGAUGAGCAAGAUCCAAUGUUCAUGACAGCUUCCUCCCCUAUUGGAACAAUGGCUCGUCAGUGUAACCCGUCUUCGCAAUCACCUUAUGGGCAAGGAAUGACUGAGAUCCAUGCAGAGCAAGAAAGGAUUGUAUUGACGAAAUUUCGAGAUUUUCUUAAUAGGGUUAUCACCAUGGGAGAAAUAAAUGAAACAAAGUGUUCAUCAUUAGCGAGAAGUGAAUUAGAAUCUCAAAAGGACCCUAUCAUCAAUGGCAUUGCAAAUGCCAGUACGGAGAGGACGCAGCAGCAGGGAGCCACUAGUAAUGGUGUUGCCAAAGCUAUUGGUAACUCCAUUACUUCAACAUCUUUGGUCCCUAGGAGUCCUGUUCCUGAAAAUGGGGAGUCUAAGCCGAAGGUCGAAAAAUAGAUACAAAAGUAAUCUAACUUAUAGCCUGUUUGCUUCUAUGGUGAAAUGUUCUAGAAUCACUUCUGGUUAAAAGGUACAAGUCUUGGCUUUUGAGUUAACGUACCAUUUGGAAGGAAAACUAGAAGAAUACCUAGAACUUCUCUGUAAUGUACAAACAUUGCCAUUCUUCAUUUCCUAGCACCUCUUUGAUGGGGCUGUGAAGCAUGCAGCUAAUUAGGAUCAAUUUUCUUCUUAUAUAAUUUAUCUUGAACUGCUUCGGCCAUUCAUAUACAUCUAAAUUAAUUGUUCAGCUUUGACAUAGCUUGUAAAUGUCAGACUUGUAAUUUCACAAAAGAAGCAAUGUAGCUUAAUUACCCUUUCA
Lotus japonicus is the source of this 2370-nucleotide messenger RNA. RefSeq names its product protein tesmin/TSO1-like CXC 5. The transcript is spliced from 8 exons. The record is from RefSeq and is a predicted model, not a curated record. Gene Ontology annotation, cellular component: nucleus. Lineage: Eukaryota; Viridiplantae; Streptophyta; Magnoliopsida; Fabales; Fabaceae. Bases 354 to 2009 code for a protein of 551 amino acids. Gene Ontology annotation, biological process: regulation of DNA-templated transcription.